AUUUGUUUUUUUCUUCACUCUAAAUGAAAAGCUACAUUGCUAUGUUCUAGUUGCUAACAUGCUGAAAAUCAAGGAGUUUUUAGAAUUUCAAGGUGUAUAAGAUAACUAUUGAUGUGAUUCAGAAGCAAGAACAUCAGCAUGUCUGGUGGAUGGAUCACAUUUUUGGCUUUGGAAUAAUCAUGGAAUUUGGUCAAAAUGUGGUUGCUUUGAAGAUCCAAAGGUAAAGGUGUCACUCUUUGGAUUACCCUUGAACCUUGAGGGACAAUUUAUUAAGCAUCACUAACUCUAAGUUCAAGGAAUUUAGUAAGGCUUUUGAAGAGUUAAAAUCAAAGUGAAAGUUGAAACAAGAAUCAUUGGUAUUAAGAUGGGUUGAAGUGGUGAUGGAGAUGAAGCUCAAAAUGUUGGCUUCUGAAAAAGUUGAGAAUUCAAAGAGGUUGACUAUAAGGCCUGAAAUCAAGGUGUGGCUUGCUAGAGCCAUUACAACUGCAAUAAUUUGGAGUAUUUUUGCUCAAAUGAUUGCUCUGAGGGAAUUGUUGGGACCAAUUCUGUUAACGGGCAUGCCUUAUUGUUUCAGUUCCCCUGUUGUGUUUCAAAUUGGUGAAAAGUCUUUGGUUCCAACCAAGGUUGUUCUGCCACCAAAAAGGAUUUACAAGAACAAUGGUUAUCUUAUGGUCUCAUGCAAUGGUGGACUCAACCAAAUGAGAGCAGCAAUAUGUGAUAUGGUUGCUAUUGCAAGACAAUUAAAUGUCACUCUCAUAGUUCCUGAGCUGGAUAAAACCUCUUUCUGGGCUGAUCCAAGUGACUUCCAAGACAUAUUUGAUGUGAAUCAUUUCAUUACAUCCUUGCGAGACGAGGUUCGGAUAUUAAAGCAACUACCAUCAAGGGUGAAGACAAGAGUUGAACAAGGACUGUCCUUCUCAAUGUCUCCUAUUAGCUGGUCUAACAUCACAUACUAUGAAAAUCAGAUCCUUCCUCUCUUGCUGAAACACAAGGUUGUGCACCUAAAUAGAACUGAUGCUCGGCUUGCGAAUAAUGGACUGCAUACCGACAUUCAGAAGCUGCGCUGCCAUGUUAAUUUCAAUGCUUUGAGGUUUACCUCCCAGAUAGAAGAGCUUGGUAGAAGGAUAGUGAGGAUUUUGAGAGAAAGAGGACCUUUCAUUGUACUUCACCUUAGAUAUGAGAUGGACAUGUUAGCCUUCUCUGGCUGUGCUCAUGGUUGUGACAUCAAGGAGGAGGAGGAACUUACAAGAAUGAGAUAUUCUUAUCCUAUGUGGAAGGAAAAGGUCAUUAAUUCUGAGCUUAAGAGGAAGGAAGGUUUAUGCCCUUUAACACCUGAGGAAAUUGCUCUAACAUUAACAGCACUAGGCAUAGAUCAUAAUGUUCAAAUUUAUAUUGCUGCUGGUGAAAUAUAUGGUGGAGAGAAAAGGAUGGCAAGUUUACUCAGAGAGUUUCCUAAUCUGGUAAGGAAGGAAACUCUGCUGCAACCUUCAGAUUUGAUGAAUUUCCAGAAUCACUCAUCACAAAUGGCUGCAUUGGAUUAUCUUGUGUCCCUGGAAAGUGAUAUAUUCAUUCCAACAUAUGAUGGCAACAUGGCCAAGGUUGUCGAAGGCCACCGCAGAUUUCUAGGAUUCAAAAAGACUAUACUACUGGAUAGAAGGCUUCUGGUAAACUUAAUAGAUCAGUACACUAAUGGUUCAUUGAGCUGGGAUGAGUUCUCCAUUGCUAUUAAGGAAGCUCAUCUCUAUAGGUUGGGAAGCCCAAAAAGAAGGAUUGCCAUUCCAGAAAGACCAAAAGAAGAAGACUACUUUUAUUCCAAUCCUCAUGAAUGUUUACAAUUGAUAGAUGAAAGUCAUGAAACAUUGGAAAGCACAUUAUCUUGAUUAACAACAUAAUCAUAAGGCAAAGGCAAUUGUUAUUGAAGGAGCUAUGUCCCUCCCUACCUUUGCUUAAUUGCUUUUAGUUCAA
Molecule: messenger RNA, 1965 nt
Organism: Arachis duranensis
Lineage: Eukaryota; Viridiplantae; Streptophyta; Magnoliopsida; Fabales; Fabaceae
Product: rhamnogalacturonan I rhamnosyltransferase 1
Exons: 8
Coding region: 381-1880 (499 amino acids)
Cellular component (GO): cytoplasm
Source: RefSeq, a predicted model, not a curated record